CCUUUGAGUUUCCGGUAUACGGAGGUCACUUUUCCUCUCCUUCCUCUUCCCUCUUUUGUGCAUAAAUCUUGGGUUCGUUCACUUCUUUUCUCUGCUGCUGCUGCUGGUAAGUCAGAUGACAUGCCCAUGGCAGCUAGGAGGGUAAAGAAAAUUGUAAGGAAAGUUCUAUUGUGUAACCCCCCAAUUUUUAUUUAUUUAUUUUCAAAAAACCAGAUCUAAGGAUACAGCAUUUUUGGAAGUCUCCUUUGUUUCCCAUCAUUCCAGUGGCGAGUUAUAUGUCCUUUGUCUACAUCUACAUCGAUAGACUGGAUUUCUACUGCAAAGUUUCAGUCAAAUGGCCUCCAUCUCACAUCCAGCAAAUGAACAACAGAAAAAGUGACAGAUCUCUAAAAAUUGUCUGGAAAAAUCACAGAGUCCAAAAGAGAGAUGUACAGUACCAUGCCUGGAGCGACUACAGCCUCGCUGAAUGCAUCUGUUACUACAACUCAGUCCAGUAACUUUCAUUCUGACAUUGAACGUUACAUAUUGAUUACUAUAUAUACAGUAGCAUUUAUUGGAGGUACAAUUGGAGCCAUCGCAAUGUCAUUUUUGCUGGUUAAAAUGAACACUCUGUCAGUGACCACGGCGGCGAUUGUCAACCUCGUGGUGUUGCACAGCCUGCUUCUCCUGACUGUGCCAUUUCGGCUUUAUUAUUAUAUCAAUCAGAAGUGGAUUUUUGGGGAGGGCUUUUGUAAAGCAGCGAGUGCUAUGAUGCACAUCCAUAUGUACCUCACUUUUCUAUUCUACAUAAUCACGCUCAUUAUCCGGUGGCUCAUUUUCUUUCAAUGGAAGGACAAGUUGGAGUUCUACAGGAAGCUACAUGCUGUGGCUGCUAGUGCUACAGUGUGGAUAGCGGCCAUUGUGAUUGUGCUGCCCUUGGUCAUUGCUCAGUAUGGGACGUCUGGGGAGUAUAAAACUAACAUAUGUUUUACAUUCCAACAAGAACUCAAGGAGGAGAGUGUGAAAACACUGAACUAUCUCUUAAUUGCCAUUGUAGCCACCAUCACAUGUGUCCUCUUGGGCUUGCAAGUCUUCAUCAUUCUAAAGGUGGUGAAAAAGCUUCCAGGCUCUGUCUGGUCACAUCAAGAAUUCUGGGCCCAGAUUAAAAGCUUGAUGUUCAUAUCUGUGAUAAUCAUUUGUUUCCUCCCAUAUCACCUCUUUAGGCUCUAUUACAUACUGCACAUGAAAGAAGAACAAUUAGUAAUGUACAAUAAUAUCUGUUUGAGUAUAACUGCCAUCAGCUGUCUUGAUUUGCUGUCAUUUGUUAUAAGCGGAAGCCGUUUCUUUAAGCAAAAGAUUAUUAUGCUUCGAGACAAGUUUGCGUGCUGUUAGGUUCGUUCAUUUUUAGAGACCAUCUUCCACACUACAAUGUUUAGGUGGGAGGAAAACAUAUGGCUUUGUCUGUAUUUUUUAAAAAUGAUAAUUUAUGGAGACAAAUCAAAAAGCAUUAUAAAUUAUGUGUAUCUAUUUAUUUUAUAUGCCUUAAACACAGUACCAGCAAAAUAACAUCGAUUCUUUGAUUAGGUGAAAUACUUACCAGUGU
Messenger RNA from Malaclemys terrapin pileata, 1582 nucleotides. Its product is annotated as probable G-protein coupled receptor 141. Gene Ontology annotation, cellular component: membrane. The transcript is spliced from 2 exons. The coding region runs from base 427 to 1371 and encodes 314 amino acids. Gene Ontology annotation, biological process: G protein-coupled receptor signaling pathway. The record is from RefSeq and is a predicted model, not a curated record. Gene Ontology annotation, molecular function: oxysterol binding; G protein-coupled receptor activity. NCBI's taxonomy places the organism in Eukaryota, Metazoa, Chordata, Testudines, Emydidae.